UUCUCGAAUGCAUGUCUUGUGAGUUGUUGUUGAAAAAACAACGAGAAGUGCAGAAAUGUGAAUAAACAGUGUCACGUUACGAAUAUUUCGUUUAAAAUGUAUCGUAAAAUUGUGUGGUGUUACGUAUUUGUGUUGACCUUAUUGGAUAUUUCGUUAAAGACCAGACUGUCGGCCCAAGGAAAGAGUCAUGGUGUCACACUACAUGAUUCUCUGAUAGAAGGGAUCAGUUUUCAGGAAUGGGGGAGCGAGGCAGGCGACAGUAAGCGCGGUGCCGAGGGGAUAUGGCUGCAGCCGCCGAGUUUGGAGUUCGGGCGCGCCGCGCUGGCCGAGCCGCACGCGCGCCGCGUCACCCUUACCAACCUCGCCAACACCACCAUACACCUCGCCUCCGUGGCCGGCACCACACCUGACUUCCAUGCCUCAUUCUUUGAGUCAAAGACACUGGCGCCACAAGCCAACACGACGUUCAGUGUCGUGUACCUGGGCCGGCACGAGGGCCCGGCCUCCGCCCACCUCUACAUACACACCUCGCUCGGAGUGUUCAAGUACCCCGUGUCGGCGGAGGGCGUGGCCAGCGAGUGGGGCGUGUGGCCGUUGGUCGGAGUGCGCGUCCCUCUCAACGCGACGGUGGAGCCUCUCCUCACGCUGUACAACCCCACGGCGCACCCCGUGCAGGUGCGCGCACGCUCACUAACCAGCCCAGCGCUUGUUCGCGAUAAAGUAUCCCGCUCUUUUGAAAACGAAUCCGACGGCGUAUAUUUGUCGCUGGAGACUUCGCGUCUGGAGCCGCACCAGCCGCUGCGCCGCGUGGGCCGCGUGACGUUGGACUACGGCGAGAUGUGGGCGGCGGCGGCGGGCGCGGCGCGGCAGGCGUGGUGCGGCGGCUGGCUGCGCGUGGGCCGCGCGCGCGCCCGCUACUCCGUGCGCGUGCUGGCGGGCACGCUCGCACUGCACCCGCCCCGCUUGCUUUUUAUUACAGCGGACGAAAAGAAAGCCUUGGAAGAACGUGAAAUUCGCGUUCACAACGAGUUCCCGGUGCCCCUCCACAUCACCGGGCUGCACUACCCGCCGGAAGUACUGGAGCAUUUCCACCACGAGAGCGCAACGCCGAUGGUCCUGGGCGCGGGGGAGCAGGCCCGGCUGGGCUCGCUGCGGCUGCGCGGCCUGCAGCCCGGCCUGCUGCUGGACGCCAACGUCACCGUGCGCACCAACCUCACGCACUACACGCUGCCGCUGCAUCUGUACUCCGGCCAGCUUCUACUGGAGUGGGAGUGGCCGGCCGAGCACAGCAGCGCUGAGGAGCUGCGGCUGGGCGCCGUGGGCACGUCCACUCGCACCGUGGUGUGGGCGCGCCUCCGCAACCCCGGCCCGCGCCCCCUGUGCGUAGUGGAGGCGCAGGCCGACCUGCCCGGCGUGUCCGUGUGGCUGGCGGACGGCGCGUGCGUGGCGCCCCGGCACGCCGCCCGCGCGCGCCUCACCGUGCACGCGCCCGCCCGCCCCGCCGCGCUGCGCGGCCGCCUGCGCGUGCGCACCGAGCACGCGCUGCACGAGACGCGCCUGUCCCUGCGCGCGCUGGCCGGCCGCCUGCUGGUGCACCCGCUGCACUUCGGGUACGCGGCGCCCUACGUGUGGGCGUCGGCGGCGCUCGUCCUAGAGAACAGCAUGUCGGUGGGCAUGCGGCUCGUCAACGUGUCGCGCCCGGAGCCCGAGCCGGCCGUGUGGUUCGUGUCGGAGGGCGGCGGCGCCGAGUGGUCGGGGCGCAGCGCCGCGGGCCGCGUGCUGUUCGCGCCGGAGCGCCUGUGCGCGCCGCGCUGCUACACGGGGCUGGACCUGCGCGAGCCGGAGGGCGCGGCGUGGGCGGCGCGGGGUGCCGGGGGUCUGGAGGCCGACGCCGCUCUGCACGCCGCGCGGUUCGCACAGUACGCCGCCCUGGCGCACACGCACGUCAACAUCUCGCUGCACGUGCACACGGACCAGGCGGCGGGGGCGGGCGCGGCGGCGGGGGCGGCGGGCCCGGCGCCGCUCGGUGCGGCGACCACGCUGCGCCUGCGCGCGCGCAACCCGUCCGCGCUGCCGCUGGUGCUGCAGCCGGUGCUGGCGCCCGUCGACCUGCGGCUGACUGAUGCUGUAGAAUCUCCGCACUGUAAGAGUGAACAGUGCGUGUGGACCCACGACGCCUUCGCGCUCAGCGAGUGGAGGAGCACGCGGGGACUCGCGCGGGAGUGGAGCCCGGGGGAGGGGGGCGCACCUCCCCGCCCUACCGCGCGCCCCUCUCCUCAAGUCCUGCCGCCGCUCCUGCUCGCGCCCGAUGCAGAGGUCGAGCUCAAGAUCACGUUCACGCCCAACGAAGCCGCCGCCCUCACCACGUACCUGUACCUCAGAAACAAUUUAACGAUAAUCGAAGGCGUGCAGCUGUGGGGCCGCGGCGCGCACCCGCGGUUCGAGCUGGCGGGCCGCGCCGCCGGCAGCCCCGCCGCGCUGGUGCUGGAGCUGCGGGACUGCGCCCCCCAGCCGCUGCGCCGCGCCGUGUCCGUGCGCAACACGGGCGACGUGCCGCUGCGCCUGCCGACUGCGCGUGCCGCCGCUGCCGAGGCCGCGCUCCGCCUGUCCGCCCUGCGGCCCGCCCUCGCCCUCGCGCCCCCAACGUAUCCGCGGCGCCCUCCACCUCCGGCCCUUCUCCCGCUCCGACUAUACAUCCACUCCACCGCCGAGUUCUCCCUGCUGGCGGUGGCGCCCGCCGCCCUCCUGCCGCGCUGCCACUCCGCCCUGCUGCGGCCGCCCUUCGACUCCACCAUGCGCACCACCGGCACGCUGCUCGCGCUCGCCGUGUUCGUGCUCGUGCUCGCGGCCGCCGCCAUCGACGCCGAGCGGGAGCUGCGGCGGUCCCGGCCCCCGCGCCUCUCCGCCCCGCCGCUCAGGGCGCCGCUCGACCUGCGCGCGCUCGCCGCCGAGCCCCCCGCCCCCGCGCCGCCGCCCCCCUGCCUGCCGCCGCGCCCGCCCGCGCGCCGCCGUCGGACGGCUCGUCGGCCGCCCGUCCCGUCGGAUCCACAAGCCGAACGUCGGGCCUUCGAGCGUUGGCGCUCUAACGUGUUGCGUUCUGCCGAAGACGAGGACUCCCGAUCGAGCGAGGACGCAGAGCCGGACCGCGGUCCCUCCGGUUCCUCGGAGAAUGCGCCCGCCGUCAGCGCCGAGACGCCCACGGCUGCCGCACUCGAGAUGACGAACGACGGGUAUGAAGCCGACCCCGAAACCGAGGAGCGACUGGUCGGCAGCGACGAGGAUCUCGGCUCCACCGCGACCAUAUCCACGUCUUCCGCCUCUUCUUCAUCUUCUUCGUCUUCAUCUUCCCCUGUGGAGGAACGAGAACCGGUCGACGACGAUGACGUCGGCGGUCGCGAAAAAAGAUCGUUGAGCGAUACGCCCGUCGGUGCGGACGGCGAUCCCCUCGUCGAGGUCACGCCGAAACGUCGGUCGCCGCUGCGGCCCGAGGACGCGCGGGAGGGUCGGGAGGAGCGCCGGCGCCGGGAGGGAGGCGACGCGGCUCGCCGGGAGCGCGACCGCCCGCGCCGCGACUCCGAUGGGGCCAUCGUGCGGCCGCGCCCCGUUGGACCAAAACACCACGCGCGAAGGGAAAAAUCAUCCAAACGACGGUGCGAACGAGCACCCGCCUCCCCCGGACCCGUGGGCGCGCGGGCGAGCCCCGCGGCAGCAGCGGGGGGGCUUCGGUGGGGCGCCUCGUGGAGCUCAGUGGUGGCGAGAGGUGGGGGCGCAGGCCCGGAGCCGGCCCCGCUGCCCCCUAUCGGCUCCGACGUCCGGCGCCGCCCCCCUCCGGCAGACAACUCGCUAUUCUACUUCAACGGCGAGCAGAGCGUGGUCCCGCGCCCCGACGCGGACUUCGCGUGGCGCGCCUCCCCGCCCGCCGACGCCGCACCGUUCGUCUCCCCUCCGAACGAUCCGUAUCUUGAAGAGUGUGCGGGGGUGAGCUCUGGGUACGGCGGGGUGUGGGGCGGCGCGUGGGGGUGGGGCGGCGCGGCCCUCCGCCCCCCGCCCGGCUUCCCCGCGCAACCCGCGCGAGUCUACGACCCCUUCAGUUCGCUGGCCGCCAUUUGGGCCCCGUCCGCCCCCCUGUGGUCCCCCGGGACGGACGCGCCCCAGCGCCCCGAACGGUCACCACCUAAAGUCCCCGGCGCUCCUCUGGACCGAAAUUCCGACAACUAAACGCAACGCUGUGAAAAACAACGGAACUCUAGAACAAAUAAAAAUACUUUACCUCUUGGACUCUCGACGUGAUCUUCGUCCCGGCUUCAGACGGUCUGAACUGAGAUUUUCGGUUUUGACUUUAAUUUAUGUAAAGAAAAUACAUACAAAACGUUGUGCCCGUGACGGGAAGUAAAACAUUCUUUAUCCUACUGAAAAUAUCAAGGUUCGUGCAAGUUAACAUGUAUGUGAACUGUAGUGUGUGUGCUCCGGACGCUCGGCGGCGCGCUAGUCACUGUCCGCGUCGCCGCUCGGCCCUGCCAUGUCAAUCACUCUCUUACACAGUUUAGAUAAUAUGGAAACAGCAAACACCAGAUCUGAAUAAUGAACAAAGUGUAUGUAUCAAUGCCUUCCUAUGCGGACGCGGGCUGGGCGAUGCUCGCUUACAAUCAGUUGAGAUAUAACAUACUACGCCUCAUUGUACUUAAUGGGAAAUGUAACAAGCUUUAUAUUUGUGUGCAUUGUACACAUGUUCCCUAAAUGAUGUCUGUUUAAGACUGAAUAAACUCUUUGUCAAAA
Messenger RNA from Bombyx mandarina (wild silkworm), 4776 nucleotides. RefSeq names its product Transmembrane protein 131 (gene Tmem131). The record is from RefSeq and is a predicted model, not a curated record. Lineage: Eukaryota; Metazoa; Arthropoda; Insecta; Lepidoptera; Bombycidae. Gene Ontology annotation, cellular component: membrane.